This is a messenger RNA of Salvia splendens (bonfire salvia), 840 nucleotides long. RefSeq lists its product as uncharacterized. NCBI's taxonomy places the organism in Eukaryota, Viridiplantae, Streptophyta, Magnoliopsida, Lamiales, Lamiaceae. Bases 1 to 840 code for a protein of 279 amino acids. The transcript has 8 exons. The record is from RefSeq and is a predicted model, not a curated record.
AUGGACUUUUUUGUGUUCAGGGCACAAGGAUUCAAGCAACUAUUCCACGAAUUCUACAUGCAAGAUAUCAUUGGUGUGGUUGUCGACACUGGAAAAAUUGUUACGUAUUCUACAUCUAAACUCAUCGAAAUUCGACUAUCAGAUUCUGACCAUAACAUGCUCUUUUGCACAUUGUGGGGAGAUGUUGAUUCCUAUCUUCAACAAUUGGAAAGAAUUAAGGGGAAAAUGCCCAUUAUUAUUGUCCAAUUUUGCAAGCCAACUUUGCUUCGCGGCACGAUUCGUGUGAGUACCCACUUUAAUACAUCUAGGGUUUACAUCAACCAAGAUAUUGAUGAGAUUUCCAAUUUCAAAGAGAGGAUUUCUGGUGACAUCGCUUUCUUGUCUCAAGAAUCAAUUUAUCGUUUUACUGAUACAAGGGUGUCUAAUGAAUUUGAUGGCUUGGUCGUAAAGACUCUUGCAGAUGUACAAGAAGAUGUGGUUGUGAAGAUUAAGAAUGAGUUCAACUGUGAGAAAUGUGAUAAUUCUGAUGGGAUUGCCAUUCCGAGGUUCCUGUUCAUCAUGAACGUUGUUGAUGGUAGUAGCAAUGCAUCAUUGCUAUUAUGGGAUCGAGAAUGUGUCCAACUAUUAGGGAAAAAAGUUGAUGAAAUUCAACUUGGCCAUGAGGAGUUUGCUGGAACGGACGUUGUUCUGCAUGGCUCUACCUCUAGUACCAACGACACUCAUACUAAAUUGAUUGCUAAAGAAUCAUUGAAAAGAAGUUUGGAUGUUGAAAUUUUAGGACAAACGAUUGUUGUUGGUGGUGAGCAGAAGAAAUUAAUGAUCAAGCAGGAGAAGAAUUAG